Messenger RNA from [Torrubiella] hemipterigena, 2690 nucleotides. NCBI's taxonomy places the organism in Eukaryota, Fungi, Ascomycota, Sordariomycetes, Hypocreales, Clavicipitaceae. The record is from the annotation of a GenBank genome assembly.
CACACACACACACACACUGCGCACUCUUUCCCCCCUCCACGUUACAUGGACGCCUUCUAUGACAAACUUAGCGCGGCUGGUUGAAGUUGUCGGCAGGCGUCGUCGUCGAAAAGCUGGCGUUUACUCGGCACCAGAGGCUAGCCAAUUGCAGGGGCAUGCCACGGCCCAAAGCGGGCGAAUUGCACGAUCGCCCUGGAUUUGUGCCAAGGAUGCACUAAACGGCCCCCUCCCUUGGUUGGUGUACUGUACAGCACUAGGCGGGAUCUACACGUUUCAGAGGGUUGGUGCGCAAGACACCAAGCGGCCGCCGUGUACAACCUGUACUGUAUACCAUACCAAGAGGGGCGCUAAAAAUGAUUAUACCAACUUAGAUAUAGAAUGUAGCUAGAGGCAGUGGGACUUUGCCCGGCCUCUGUCUGCAUAGUACAGUACACCCACCCCCACAGCACAACACGGCAGAGGACGAGUAUAGCAACAGCAAGGCACUAUUACACGGCGUAGCCCCAGCUGAAGACCAGUUACCAGAUGCUCCACAGAACGCGAAUAUGCUGACUGCGGCCCAUCAGAUCCUGUACGAUGCGGACUCGGCUUUGGAUGUGGAUGCCGUGCUGUCGACUUACUCAAUAUGGCAUCAGAUAAACACCCUCCUGGCAUAUAAGUUGCCGACGGACUUGUCGCCGCAAACCAUGUAAGUAGGGCCCGUGUUUCUGCUACAUUCUACUUUGCACAAUCCAGACAACAACAGAAAAUGCAGUCACAUACAAGAACACAAGCCCAUUUAGCGUGUGAAGAGUGCAGGAGGCGCAAGGCUCGCUGCGACAGAGUACGGCCACAGUGCGGAACUUGCGCUGAGUUGGGCUACGUAUGCGUCGUCAACGAGAAGAGGCCGCAGCGGGGUCCGAAGAAAGGACAGAUGAAUGCGUUGAGAGCAAGAGUUGCAACUCUUGAGCGGCAGUUGAAUGCCAGAAAUAUAGAGAUCCCGGACGAACCACAAGACUUGGACGACGCACCAUAUACAACGACAGCACAUUGCAAUCAGCAAGAGACGAGCAUGAUUACACCGGCUCUUACGACCGCUGCCUCGACGGUACAUUCGUCAGAGGAUGACAGCCAUCCUCAUGAUGCCAUGUCGAACUUGGACAAUGGCCCUUUUCCUCUCUUUGACUUUUCCACCAUGAUACUUCCCAACCAGCCGUACUACGGUGCUGGUGAUGCCCCCAAUGAAGCCAUGAUGGACACUGGGGCGACUCUCCACGGCAUGAAAAUGGACCACAGCGAUUGCGGCCUGGGGCUGUUGCUGGAGAUUCCUCUACUUACCCGCGCUGACUUAGACGAUCUAUUCUUUGACCGCGUGUAUCCAAUUGCGCCCAUUAUCCACCGCCGCCGCUACCUCGCCUGGAGCCAAUCGCAGAGUGAUCAUCACGAUCGCUCCACGCUACAACUGUGCCUCCAGUACGCCAUGUGGGCAGUGGCCGCUGCUGUAUCCAGCCAAUUCCGACAACUUGCAGACAAACUUGCCGACGGCGCUAUACAAAUGCUGAACCAUCUCAGCGUUGUGUCCCAAGACAUCAACACAAUAACACCCCUAGCCCAAAUACAAGCCUGGCUGCUCAUUGCGCAUUAUGAACUACUAUGCAAGAGCGAUAGACAGGCUAUGCUUACUGCUGGCCGUGCUAUUCGUCUUGUCCAGCUUGCACGAUUGCAUGAGCUUGACGCUGAUGAGGAUCAGUUUACAACGCCUGCUAGUUGUCCCGCGCUGGACGCGGAUACCUUUGUGGAAAUGGAAGAGCAGCGGAGGACAUUCUGGCUGGCAUACUCGUUUGAUCGUUUCUGCCUUUUACGAAAUAACUGGCAUUCGUCGAUUCCCGAAGAAUUGAUUCGCACAAGACUGCCCGCACCAGAAGGCAAAUUCCAAAAUAGCCAACCCGUCCGGACAGAUUUUCUACCCAAGGCCAUCUCCAACAGCGGCAAGGGCGGCGUUUUACCCCCAUUUGCAGAGGCCAUUGUACUCGAAGCCUUGUUUAGCCACUGCAUUGUGCACCAGAGACUGAUGACGGUCGAGCCAUCUCUCAAUAACAGCAACAAUAACAACAAGCGCGACCUGUGGAAUAAACACGCGUGGUUGUCCCUCGCCGUGGAAAAGCGCAACCGCCUCCUCUCCCAACAAAGCCAGCCUCGCAACCUAGGCUACAUGCCCGAUCCCAUGCUUCUCUUCUCUGACGUCCUAGCAAAGUGUUUGCGCAUGUAUCUCAGCUGUAUCCGCCCACGCUCAGCCGCGGCCUCCGACUGGGAUGGCGCCGGUAGCCGCCCCGACGAGCAGGAGCCUGAGAUGGAGCAGGACCCCCAGGAGGAGCUCAGCUCGCUGGAGCACAACGACAGGGCAAUGGAGUCGCUCAACGACCUCGUUCAGUUGGCCAAGACGCUGCCCAAGUUUAGUUGCUUCAAGAUGCACCCUUGCCUGCCCAAUCUUCUGUAUCGUACGAUUCUCCUACUGGUGGAAGAAGAGAGGUCCAUGGGCCCGCGCAUUUGGACAAGCGAUGCCCACGCCGAGAUUCUUACGGCGCUCUUGGCGGCCCUUUCGGCCCUGCAGGACGUGAAUAACCUGGCCAAGGUGCUUUUGGCCAAGUUGGAGCCGCUGGAGCUGCCUCUGUGUUGAUCUUUACUUGAACCGCAAUGGACAAUCGUAUUCC